AUGAAUGAACUCUGUAACUUUUGUAAAGAUUUGACGGAUGCUACCUUUGGAUCUGGCAUCAAAAAAAACAAUGGAGUAUUUGUUACAGAUCGAAUCAUUACAAAUGUAAUCAUCUCCAAGGAACUUCCCACUGUAACAAAAAUGAAUCAUCAAGCAUUACUAUUGAUUGUUUCAGCAUCACUCUGCUCCGUUUGGGUAAUUUCAAAGCUAGCAUCACAUAGAGUCUUGAAGGCUCUUGGUUUUUGUCGCUUAAUUUUUGAAUCCCUUAUCGAAGACGUUGAGACAAUUGUUUUCUUGAAGUUUUCUUCUCUAGAAGAAGCGAUCAGUUGUUUUGAGCAGCAUAAUCAACCGAAUCCCAUGAACAAUGAGCUAAGAGAUAGAAUUUCCCUGCUUCGCACUAUUAUUUUUCAAAUAAAAAGUCAUGUCUCGAUGGACUAUCAAAAAAAUACACUAAUUUCUCGUAUCUGUUCGGGAAUUUGCUACCUGCUUGAGUAUAAACGUUUCAAACAUUCAUUCAAAAGGCUUGCGAAAAAGUCUUCAAUAAAAGCAGGUUGUUCUUUCAACUUAUCUCAAUGUGAAUUUCAUCGAUUAAUGGCUGCAGAUGAGACAUUUAACCGCAAUGUUAGAAAAACGCUCAAAGAAAUUCGGCGCUUUGUAAGUGAAUAUGCGGUAAAAUACCUUUUUAUUCUGCUUUUUCUACGUGCAAUGACUUUUCUUGCCCAUAAAUUUUCUAUAAAUGUUGACAGUCCUAGUAUCGUCAAGCUGAAUCUUAGUCAAACAUUGAACAGAAACGUGUUGCUUCUCAUAUUCUUCAUCCUUUGCUUACAGGGAAAGUCAUGUUUUAGGUGGUUUUUCACAAAGAUUACUUUUGCAGACAAAUCUGAGUUCAGGGACAACUCCAUGAUCAAUUGCGAAUAUUCAUUCCCAGAAAAAGAUUAUCAACACGUAGAAGACAAAGGUACCGAGUUCUUCAAUCUAGAAAAAAGGAAAGAAAACAUGAAAGCAUUUUUGGAGAGUAUAACCAGAAUCAGGCCUAAAGAAAAAGUAAGAAAUGACUUUUCCUUUGAAAAAAUAUCCUUAAGAAACUAUGCCUCGGAUAUCGAGAAUGAUUAUUAA
This is a messenger RNA of Schizosaccharomyces cryophilus OY26, 1116 nucleotides long. RefSeq lists its product as uncharacterized. Bases 1 to 1116 code for a protein of 371 amino acids. The transcript has 2 exons. NCBI's taxonomy places the organism in Eukaryota, Fungi, Ascomycota, Schizosaccharomycetes, Schizosaccharomycetales, Schizosaccharomycetaceae. The record is from RefSeq and is a predicted model, not a curated record.